CUGUUUAAAGAUGGCCACUCACGUUAGCUGAAGGGGCAAAUGCGUUUUGCAAGAGCAAAUACAAAUGAACUGAAAUUCAUAUAUAUAUAAUCAGAAUGGUUUUAAAAAACUUUCUUCAAUUUGCGGCGUUGGGUUUACGGACAUGCAGCGUAUUUUCAAGCGUGAAGCAGAGCAAUAGUACUUUACUGGGAUUCAAACAGGCGGCUCAAUGCUGCUCAUAUAUGAACUGGACGUUAGCAAGUAAAUAUAAAGGUGAUGAAACCCUUCCAGGUCAACCAGUGAGACGGUAUGCUCGGGCAGUUAGAAAGAAACAAGAAUUCCCAAGUCAGCUUCAGGACUUGCCUCCAUCCUUGCUAAAGCCUGAAUAUGCAUCCGUCCCACUUGCGCAAACGGUUGACGAUGUGGUGAAGAAACUGCUUACACUGGAGUUUGCAAAUCAUAGCGAAAAAUUGCGAAUAAAAGAGGAACAGCUUAUUGCAAAGGUGAGGAGAGAUGAGAAUGACCGCAGCUCAACAGAAGUCAAGGUGGCGAUUUUGACAGCGAGGAUACGUAACUUCCAAGAGCACUUGCACGAACACCCCAAGGAUAAAGCUAACAAAAGAUGGAUGCUCAUGAGCAUUGACAUUAGGAAGAAAAAGCUCAAGUUUCUGAGAAGAACUCGAUAUCAUGCAUUCGAGAAGGUGUGCCAAGAGCUUGGCAUCACUUACUCGUUUCCUCCUGAAUACUAUCGACGGGUCACCCGACGCUGGCUGGCCAAAAAGGCCUUCUGCAAUAAGGUCUUUAAAGAAGUCCAGAAACAAAGAGCAGAGCAGAAAGAGAAACAGAAAGCAGCUCUGGCUAAGGAAGAGGAGACAGAAUCAGGGUCCACAGAACCACAAGGAUCUGCUGGGUAGACAAGAUCGUCCUUCUGAGAACUCAGUACUGACUGUGUUCUGAUAAAUCCAGAAGAGCAUCUGGGUGGCAAUCUGAUAUGUUCUCUCAGUGUUUGAUUCAUAUGUGAAAUACCAAGAAAAUCAUCUAGGUCAACGUCACAUGAUGUCUCUGCUAGAAAAUGUUUUGAUGUUGUCAUUAUUUGCUUAUCCACAUGACAAAACAAGUGUUUGAAGCGAGAUCUGUCUUUUGUAGAUACACCAAAUAAAAGACCUCAUAAUUCA
Molecule: messenger RNA, 1154 nt
Organism: Myxocyprinus asiaticus (Chinese sucker)
Lineage: Eukaryota; Metazoa; Chordata; Actinopteri; Cypriniformes; Catostomidae
Product: 28S ribosomal protein S15, mitochondrial-like
Exons: 8
Coding region: 96-893 (265 amino acids)
Biological process (GO): translation
Cellular component (GO): ribosome
Molecular function (GO): structural constituent of ribosome
Source: RefSeq, a predicted model, not a curated record